Molecule: messenger RNA, 3737 nt
Organism: Klebsormidium nitens
Lineage: Eukaryota; Viridiplantae; Streptophyta; Klebsormidiophyceae; Klebsormidiales; Klebsormidiaceae
Source: the annotation of a GenBank genome assembly
UCUGACUGGGCAACCCCCUCAAAGCUCCCCUUCGGACGCCUCAUCUUCAGCAAGGAACGGGAAGAGGAGGGCGCUCAACAGAAGAAGUGGCGGGGUCAUACAAGACGAAGCUUCGUCCCCGUCCCUACAUGCUUGAGCAAUUCUGUGCAAUAACUUGCAAAUAACAAGGUAUGAACCUGCAGAUCCCGGCGUUUUGAAGGCUGGCGGUUUCGUGAAUAUCAAACGGAUGGGCAUUUUGGUCCGUCGAUGUGAGAUUCUACUAGCAGAGUUGAGUUGCUAAGUAGGGGAGUUUGGUCCAACAAAAAAUUUGGCUGGCGGAUCGCCAGUGCAAUGGAGCCCCUAAGCGCCUCUCUGGGCCAGAGCGAGAGCAGCAGCAUCUCUCCAGAGGGAGCAGAACAGUCAGCGGUCCAGGAUUCCAGGAGCCUUCCUGGAUCCAAAGAUGGCGCUUUGGCAGGGGCCCACAGCCAGGGCCCCAAGGACCCCCCUGAAAGAUGGGGGGAGUUUUUCACGAGGACAGGAGCUGGCCCUGGGGGCCGAGGCGUCGGUGGCAAGGGUGUGAAGCGGCACCCCAGCAACGGAGAGGACGUCGUCAUCCGCAGCGGAGCGCGCUUCAGCCCCCCCGCUCGAGGGUUUGGAAGCAGCAGGGGGUUCCCCAGGGCCCGCUCGCCAGAUGACGCGUACCCCCCCGCUGAGAACAUGAGCCGCAAGGGGCGUUCGAUGGUUCUGGAGAGGGGGUUUAACGACCUACGCAGCAGGCGGGGCUCAGCGCCACUUGGCAAUCCUGGCGGUCAUGGUGCGAAUAAGGGGGAAAAGCAUGGCGGGGGAGAGAACCGAGGGUUGUGGCCGCUUGUCGUGGGGUUGCAAGGAGAAGGCCAGGAGAGUUGGCGGCGACAGGAAGAUGCAGCUCAAAAGCCCGGAGAGCACCAGAACAGCACCCCCCCUCUCGCACCCCCCCGCUCCGACUGGGGCUCGUGGCUCGACCGCUCGCGCCAGCUCAGCAAAGACAACUCCGAGCUCGGCGAUAACGACUCGCACUCGUCGGACGAGAUCUGCUUCGGGCCGGUCCAGCGACGGCGCCUGUCAGAAGACCUCGACUUACCCGACGCCCCCAGGGUUGAUGAUCACCCCAGCCAAGAGAUCCCCAGCCGAGAGAUCCCCUUCUCAUUCAGCCCUCCCCCAGGUUUCGGCCCCCCUGCAACCACCGAGCCAGCCAGGACCCCUCGGGCAGUGCCCUCUGCUAUGGACUCGCCCCCUCCGCCGGUUGAGAACCCUUUCUCCGUGCCGUUCUCCUUCAACCCCUCCCCUAGGGGUUCCGCUGAAGCGAACCCUAUGGCGGCGAUGGAUACGGACGCCCCCCCGCCGCUGCUGCCGAGCCCACCCCCCCCCAGGGCGCAAAGAUCUCCCCGAGUGGGGCGGUCUUUGUUGUCGGAUUCAGACGAAGCUGACGAGUUCAUGCCAGGCCUUCUGGGCCCGUCGCUCGAUACCCCCCCUCCCCCGCUCCCCGUCCCGCACUUUGGACUGCCCCCCCCAGGCCCCCGAAACCACUUCUCAAUCAACAGGAGGGGUCCGGGGGGGAGCCUUCCCCCCCAGACCGGAUCUGCGUCUUCCAGGGGGGCUGAACGAAGGCCUGGGCCGCCUGCCCGGCCCCCUCCUGCGUGGCUGCAAAACAGGGGCUCUUGGGAGGGGUGGGAGAGUGACAAUGCGGUCAGGCGGCAAAGGGCCCCGGUCAGCGAUGGCGGGCGCCCGUUUGUGGACGACGGAGUAGGGGCGAUGUUCUCGCACGCAGAGCCUCCGGGCAUGCCGUUCACGCUUCUGCCAGUGCCAAAAGAGCCAGGCGAGCAGUCACCUCGCGAGGGCCCCCCACGCCCCCGAGUCCCUCCUCCAUAUUCCCCGGGGCUAUUCGACGGCCUGGAUCCCUUGCGGCAGCUCCGGCGCCUCUCCCCCGGGGAACGGCCCCGGGAGGCCUACCAGGACGGGUUCGAAGACGGCAGUCCCGUUUUGCACCGUGAGCGCACAGCCCUGCGCCUCGAACGGCGCGACUCGCCGCCAACCGGAAGACGCCACGUGGCGCCCGCGUGGCACGCACGUGGCCCCCGUCAGAGCGAGUUGUACGACGACUGGGACGCAUGGGAGGAGCAGGUGGACAUGGACUCCGGUUGGUGGGACGUCGAGGCUGGGGGGCUGGCGCCCGAGCGGCGGAACCGGUCCCCCCCUCGGCGCGCGAGCGACCCCGGUUUUGGCUGGCUGGAUGACCCCCUCUGGGAAGGGGGGGGCGAAAACCCGCUGGACGAAGCAGGGGGGGGGCAGCGGCAGAACGCCGACAGGGGGGGCGCGCUGCGCCGCCGGCGGUUCUCGCUGUUCGACGAAGAGGGGGGUGCUGUUCGUGUAACUGCUCCUGCCCUCGAGGCCCAGGCAACUGAGUCCCCUGCGGGGGCUGAGCGCAUUGCGGGGGAGGAAAGAGCCGCUCGACGGCGGGGGCGCAGCUGGCUGCGCGAGCUGGGCUCCCUCGAGGGCGCGUCGGCGCGCCAGCCCGGGGCGCCGGCAACGGACGCCAACAGGAGCGCACGGGAAGGGCUGUUUGGCCUGCGGAGGGGGGGUGGUCCUGCGGGCGCGCCGGCCCCCCGGAACGAAACUGAAGCCGUGCUCGGGCGGCCGCCGGUCUACCGCAACCUCCGGGAAUUUUUAACGGAGGCCGGGGGAGCGCCGGGAAUGGCGCGCCGGACGCCGGCAGUGGCCGAGGAGUCGGCUCCCGGCGGGGGGGGCCUGGCUGGGCUGUUUCGGGAGGCGGGAGAAGACGACGGAGAGGCGGCGGUAGGGCGCGCGCGCGCACGCCGGCACCGGGCGCGGAUGUUUGAGGCGGGACGCGAGGGGGGGUUGCCGACGCCACUGCUGGCGAUGCUGAACGCGCUGGAGGAGGCGGAGCAGUUCCAGGACUUGACGGGGGAUCAGCUGAUCAGGUUGCAGAUUGCGCUGUCUGGGGGAGGGAUGUCGGCCCGGCGGAGGCGGGAGCUGGACGCGAUGAGGGUGGACGUGGACCGUAUGACUUACGAGGAGCUCUUGGAGCUGGAGGAGCGCAUUGGGAACGUGUCGGUGGGGCUCUCCCCCGAGACGGUGGUCGAGAAGCUUCCCAUCACCAAGUGGGCGGCGCCAAUCACCGGGGACGAGAAGGAAAUCAAGUGCGUGGUCUGCCAGGUGGAGUACGAGGAGAGCGAGGACGUCCGGAUCCUGCCCUGUACGCAUUGCUACCAUGCGGACUGCAUUAAGUCGUGGCUAGCUACCAAGAACGAGUGCCCCGUGUGCAAGGCUAAGGCCGUACCAUGAGAACUAGAGCCGGGGCGUGAGGCUAGCUAGGGGUAACUCAAAGGUGGGGGUGGAAAAAGAGGGGGAAGCUCUCACGAGCUUUGAUGGCUUGGCGGAGGGUAUAGCGAGUAGAGAUGUAGUCAAUUCUUUGGUUGGUAGGUUGGAGCACCGGGGAAGGGAGAGGCGCUUUCGUGUUGGCGCGAACUGUGUCUGCUUCUGCACCCAGAGCCGAGGAGUGCUUUGCUUCUUGGCAUUCGUGUCCGAGAUUGUCAAAUCCAUAGCCGAUCUAGUGGGACAGCUUCUGUUUGUCGCUGGGAUUGGCAUGUACAUUGGUCCUUCGUUUCGGAUGUAGGAACUUUUUCUUGUCGUGUAGCCGCUUCUUUCCUCAUGUUGACCGCCGAGCCUUCUCAAUGAUGCUUCGGCCCAACUUAGCCCAU